Molecule: messenger RNA, 387 nt
Organism: Mizuhopecten yessoensis (Yesso scallop)
Lineage: Eukaryota; Metazoa; Mollusca; Bivalvia; Pectinida; Pectinidae
Product: polycomb protein eed-like
Exons: 3
Biological process (GO): negative regulation of transcription by RNA polymerase II
Cellular component (GO): ESC/E(Z) complex
Molecular function (GO): protein binding; nucleosome binding
Source: RefSeq, a predicted model, not a curated record
AACAUGGAUGGUUCCACUAUUGUUUCCUGUGGCAUGGAUCAUUCCUUAAAGAUGUGGAAGACUGACCAUGAAUCCAUCCAAACAGCUCUGAAAGAAUCCUACAACUUCACCCAGGGGAAAACAAGAUUCACCACAGUAUUUCAGCAUUUCCCUGAUUUUUCUACGCGAGAUGUCCACAGAAACUACGUAGACUGUGUGCGAUGGCUUGGUAGAUUUGUUUUGUCUAAGUCCUGUGAAAACUGUAUUAUCUGCUGGAAGCCAGGUCUGCUCAGUGACACAGAAACAGCUCUCAAACCCAAAGACAACAAAGUGACGGUGAUCCACCGGUUUGACUACCGCGACUGUGACAUCUGGUACAUGAGAUUCGGUAUCGACUACUGGCAGAAG